Molecule: messenger RNA, 1565 nt
Organism: Tachyglossus aculeatus (Australian echidna)
Lineage: Eukaryota; Metazoa; Chordata; Mammalia; Monotremata; Tachyglossidae
Gene: SUSD3
Product: sushi domain containing 3
Exons: 5
Coding region: 371-1177 (268 amino acids)
Cellular component (GO): plasma membrane
Source: RefSeq, a predicted model, not a curated record
CAGUUAGCCUCGGCGGCAGUAGCGUGUCCCGCUCUCUGAGCCGAGAGCUGCCGCAGUUCCAAAAAAGCUGGGCCGAGCGGCACUUACCCCGUAGGGACUUAGCGGCAAGUAGGGCUGCGCUGGCGGGGGGAGGCAAGGAGGAGGAGGAGGAGGGAGAAGAAGAGGGAGGGCCCCUCCGAAGGGGUUCACCUGCCACAGCCAAGUGCGGCGCUUGCCCUCCCUCCGGCUGCCUUCUUCCUUCCCUUUUGCUCUCCCUGGCUCUGGCUUCGCGGGCUCGCUGUCUUGCUAUUGCGCUUUCUCUUUAUUUCUUCCUGUCUCUCAGUCCAAAUCGCAGCCCGGGGAGGGGAAAGGAGCAAAGUGGCCAGGAGCAAUGCCAACAGCCACCGCCUCCAUCCUCGACCUGUCCCGGACUGUGGUGCUGGCCGAAGGAGGGAAUCCCACCACCCCGAAAGACCACACAGGUCAGUGUCGCAGAGUAUUUCCACCUCAGCUCGGCACUUUCCAGAUCACCCGUGGCAAUGGCACCACCAUUGGGACAGUGAUAACAUUCCAGUGUCCCUCUGGGCACCAGCUGGUGGGACAAGGCAUCGUCACUUGCAUUUGGAAAGGAAACAGCACGCAGUGGACCUCAGGGACACCCACAUGCAAGCCUCUGUCCAAAUAUGAGACCUUUGGUUUCAAAGUAGCUGUGAUCGCCUCCAUCGUCAGCUGUGCAAUCAUCUUGUUGAUGUCCAUGGCUUUUUUAACCUGCUGCCUCAUCAAGUGUGUUAAGAAAAGUGAGAGGAGACGAACUGAAAGGGAUAUGCAGUUGUGGUACCAACUGAGAAGUGAAGAAUUGGAAAGCAUGCAAGCUGCUUAUUUUGGUUUUAAGGGCCAAAAUAAUAACAAUAAUAAACUGAGAACCAGAGCAACAUUCGAUGAAGAGAAUAUUGUGGCGUACAUUAACCAUAGCUUCUCCAGAAACCCUGAAGAAUGGACUCUAGAAAUCAAAAAUUUGACAGGUUGCGGCAAAAGUGAUUUGUGGACAGAUCUGAACAGAAACAGUAGAAUAUCUCUUAGACACUCCAUUCCAAGACCUAACAUUGCCAUACACACAGUGAGUACAGAGCAUGUGGUGGAGGUCUAUGGAUGUGACAAGGAAAUUCAGAAGAAACCUGAAUCUCACAUACCAGGAUAGAAGCAUUUGUUGGAUAAAAAUGAAACACUGAGAAAUACCUGGUACAUGUGCCUUAAAACUACGUUAAAGGUGACCAUAUUAUUCAUGCCAAGUCACAAGUUUUAAAUAUCUAUGUGGACAUUCAUAAACAUGCUUUCAGUUUCACCUAAAAAACAUAAUGCUGAUACACCAAAUCAAGUUAUCAACAUGCUGAAAUUGUGUCCAUUGCAAAACCAUAUCGUGUUCUUGUACAGAUACUGAAAUCAUAGCAACUGUAGAUUUGCUUCUUUGAAAAUCACUAACAAAUAUAAAUGCAUUCACCUGCAGAAUUCUUUUAACCUGUGCUUCUUUUGUAAAUGUAUAAGAGUGGGAAAAGGAAAAAAAACACACCAUAUUUUUGCACAGUAGG